AUGAGCCCUUCCAGCUCUGAAAGGUCCUCGAGCAGCGGUUCAGGCUCAGGCGAUAGGCCAAAGGAAGCACCGCCGAACACGACGAAGGAUGUUGCAGCAAAAGCCGCAGGAGAGGAGGAAUCUGAUUCUGAUGAGCAGGAGGCUUCCCGUGAAGAAGCUGAGGAGGAGAAAGAGGAGGAAGAUGAAGAGGAGGAUCCCGAGGAGAAGGAAGGAGCAGAGCAAAGUGAAGAAGGAAAAGCCAAAGAGGUGAAAGAUCCCGACAGUUCGGACUCGUCGGAGGAAGAGAAGGCAAAGAAGGAGGAAGCACGUGUUCGACUUGUGCCGGCGGGCCGCGCCCGCUCGCGAUCCGAGAAGGAGCAAAGCAAGCGCUCCAAGUCAAGGAAGAAGGACCGGUCUGCCAGCAAGCGGAAGAGGCACGCUUCCAGCUCUCCGAGUCGCAGGCGAAAGUCGCCAAAGCGCCCCAGCCGGGCACGUCCGGUGCCGAAGCGAGACCGCUCGCGCUCCAGGUCGGCGAGAAACAAGAAGGACCGCAACAAGCGUUCCAGGUCAAGAAAGAAGGAAAGAUCCUCCAACAGACGGAAGAGGCAUUCCAGCUCCAAGAGUCACAGGAAGAGGAGCCUCUCGAAGACCAAGGCGACAAACAAGGCUGUCGACGAUGCCCAGGCCAGAGCCAAGCUGGCAGCUGCUCCUGAAGCUCAGAAAGAGAUCACCUCCGCGACCAAGCCAACUGGUCAGACUCCGGCCUUGUCUGCUGCGGAAGAGCUGCGGCAGGCGCUGUUUGGAACGAAGCCGGCGGCGGAAGCCCCAAAGCCUGCGCCUCCGAAAAUCUCCUUCGGCAUACCCAAGAAGCCGCAGGUCAUGGAUUGGAGAAGGCGUUCAGCUCCCGAGACAAAGCCCUUGCAGCAGAACAGCAGCAUGGUGUCUGUUCCAGGCACCGAGUUUGCUUUCCGAGCACAUGCAGGUGAGUUGGCCCAAGCCGUCGCCGCUGCUCAAGCGUUGCACAAUCCUCGCAAUCGGGAGAUAUCGCGCAAGAUCGCCACCCUCCUGGAGCAGUGCCCGCCAAUGACAGACGAAGCAUUGACUGCCUUACGCGCGCUGCCGUCCGACCAGGUUGUUCAGGUGCUGCAAACCCUGGCAAGCAAGCGUGGCGAGAUCUCUGACGCAUCGGUGUGGGUCAGCCAUGUCGUGAAUCGGCUGGCAGUGGCCGCCUUCAACACAGCGCAGGGAGUGCCACAGCCAUCCACGAUGGUGACAGAGAUGCUGAACAGGCAUCUGCCGAAGUUGGCAACUGCUGCGAAGUCAUUGUUGUUGCAAAUCCCGGAG
This is a messenger RNA of Symbiodinium necroappetens, 1323 nucleotides long. The record is from the annotation of a GenBank genome assembly. Lineage: Eukaryota; Dinophyceae; Suessiales; Symbiodiniaceae.